AUGAAGGGCUUGUACCAGGCUGCUGGCUGGCUUCUUGUGGUCCUGGGGAGUCUCAGCAUAUCCUCUGGAGUGAUGGCUUUCUUUCCUGUCUUCUCAUACAAGCUUUGGUUCGCUGGAUGGAGCGUUUGGAUUGCUUGUCCCAUCUGGAAUGGAGCUUUGGCCAGCACGGCUGGUGGGCUGCUGCUACUGGCUUGUAAGGAGUGGACACAGAGAUCCCUGUGGGAAGCGGGUUUCACCUUUGUGAUUCUGAGCACUAUGGGAUGCCCACUGCAUUUUGUAAUUGCCUUGGAAUCUGCGCUCCUUGGCCCAUACUGCUUCUACUCAUUUUCAGGAAUUACGGGGACCAAUUACCUUGGCUAUGCAGUUGCCUUUCCUUUUCCAUACACAAAAUUCCCCUCUGUCUGUGUGGACCCACCGCACUAUGAAGAGUACCACUUGGCACUCCAAGUCCUGGACCUGUGCCUGAGCUUUGCCCUGCUCUGUGUGGCUCUGACGGUGUUUGUCAAGCUUUCCCUAAGGCUUAUCCAGAAUGGACACAUAAACGUUGAGCCCAUCCACCCCAACCCGCAAAGCUGAAAUACAAGAAUUUGGCACUCUUCAUGCCUUUGUGGUCAGCUUUGUACUCUUCAACUUCUACAUUAGUCUGCAAAGGAAAUCCUGUGCAUUCUUAAGAACAGAGCUGAUUUUACAAGGAGACCUGCCAAGAGGAAAGGAGACCAAAAUUAUCUCUCCCCUGGUACUGCCAGGGCAUCUGAACUUUGGCAUUUGAGAUUUCUCCCUUAUGGUAACAUCCCACACAUUUUAGAGCCCUUUGUUAAAAAGAACAUGGGCCUAGGAGAGACACACAUUGACGUGGUAACAGUCAUAACCCCUCAACAUGGACGUUCCUCAGACACCUGACUAUUGCCUUAAGCAUGACACUCAUAAUGCUUAGGUUGAGUGUGGGGUGGAGGAUAGGGAGAAAUGAAGAAAAAAUAAAAGUCUCAGAGCUUGAUAAGUCAGCUCCAUGGAGACUCAACAGUGGGGACACCUAAAGUCCCUGGGGAAGGAGAAAAUGAGCGGAGGACAGAAAUGAGCUGGGGUCACUAGCAAAGCUCUCUAACUUCAGAGUGUUGCCUUUGUCCACGCUGCUCAGAACACGACUUCCUGGUGUGUGAUGUCUCAGGAAGAUAUAGGACCCAACACAACUCUCAUGUGUUUGUCCAAGAAGACAAGGGAUGCCAGAUUUACCCUGGGUUCUUGUUAAACCCGAGUUUAGGGUCCCAUGUGUCAAAAACUCUGGGGUUGGAGACACAGAAUCUUCAUUUGUAACACACGCCCAAGGAAUAUUGCUGGCCAAUGAAGUUGAAGAACUGUGCUUUAUUUUUUAAAAACUUCUCUUCCCUGCACAAGACUGGGCAGAGUUUCACUCUGGACAGUUUCAGUUUUUCCAUUUGCAUGAAAAACAGUGCUAAAUUGGGUAAGAGUUCUAGAUCAAUUUCCUUGGUGAGCGUUUGUGGAUGACUUGACACGGCUUAAUCCAUGAUGGCGGUAGAUCAUGUUUCAUUAGUGAGGAUGAGCAGCUGACAUGAUGGGAUCUGAUGUUCUGUGCUAAGAAAUACACCACUGCCCCAAGCCCAGGGACACACGCGCAGCCUGAAACCCUCUGCUACCAUGUAGAAAUGUCAGCUAUGCUAGGUACAAUCUCCAGCAAUGAAAUAAGUGUACCACAUAUCAAAAUUUCAGAAAAAACUCAAUGCUCUUAGAAGGAGGAGAGAACUGUUUGUCCAGAUACAGACAUUUACACAAUGAUUGUAGAUUUAAUGAACCUCAUAGCUAUGUUUUUAGAUUCCUCACAUUCUGCAAGUGAUGAGCAAUACUUUAAGAUUUUAUUAAAAAUUCCUCCUUUUCG
Molecule: messenger RNA, 1891 nt
Organism: Tupaia belangeri chinensis (Chinese tree shrew)
Lineage: Eukaryota; Metazoa; Chordata; Mammalia; Scandentia; Tupaiidae
Gene: TMEM212
Product: transmembrane protein 212
Exons: 4
Coding region: 1-576 (191 amino acids)
Source: RefSeq, a predicted model, not a curated record